AUGGAGUAUUCACCAGUUCAAGUCAGAAAUACCAGUGGGAUCACGCAUGGUUUCAAUGAUUUUACUUCUGACAACUCACCAAAACAUUCUUUACAUAAUCCUACAAAUUACCAAAGUACUCAUAGCACACCCUCACACGAUCAAGAAUCAGCUGUUUCCGAUUGCGAAAGUUUUAGUUCGGGUGUCAGUUCUAGUCAAUUCCCAUCAUUCAAUGAUGGGUUGAUUCGACUUUUCGAAGGUUAUAGAGUUCAUGAUCUAAUUAAGCGAAGAUUCAUUUAUGGUUUGGGUUUGCUUGGCAAGCAAGCAACAGUUGUUGACAUUCAUAGGAACUCUUACUCUGGUGUUUUGGAGCAAGCUAGGAUGCAAUCCUUUCAGAUUAUUGCGAAAGCAACGGAGAAGAAGAGUGGCGGCGAUGCGAACGUUAAGUUUGGUUGGUAUGGUGGUACAAGAGAUGAGAUAUGUGAGAUUAUGAAGCACGGUUUUAGUGCACGAAUGGUUGCUAACAGUAAUGGAUUAUAUGGUUCUGGCAUUUAUCUUUCUCCAGAUGAUUCUCCCAUUGAAUGUGUGAAGAAAUUGAAUGUUGAUAAGGAUGGUCUGCGGCAUUUGUUGCUUUGCCGUAUUAUUCUGGGGAAGUCAGAGGUUGUGCACCCGGGUUCUGAUCAGUAUCAUCCGAGUUCUGAGGAGUUCGAUUCAGGAAUUGACAAUUUGUCAUCUCCUAAGAAGUAUAUUGUGUGGAGUACCCAUAUGAACACUCAUAUUUUGCCAGAGUAUGUGAUAAGUUUCAGGGCUCCUCCUUGUUUGAAAGGGUACUCCAGAAUUCCAGAAUCCUUGAGGAUGCCAACUUCACCUUGGAUGCCGUUUCCUGCUCUUAUUUCUGCACUCUCAAAGUUCUUGCCUCCUACUACUACCAAGUUGAUUAUCAAGCAUUAUAGAGAUCACAGAGCAAAGAAGAUUUCUAGACAAGAACUAAUACAGCAAGUGAGAAAGAUUGCAGGGGACAAGCUGCUGAUUUCUGUCAUCAAAACAUUUAGAGCCAAGAUCCUUGCAACACCAAGCAAAUCUGAGCAAAGAAUGGUUCAAAACGGAGUCGAGAAUGGAAUGAAUUAUGAUGAGAAGAGAGACAGUAUGGAAGAAUUGAUUAUGCCUGUAUGA
This is a messenger RNA of Dovyalis caffra, 1152 nucleotides long. Lineage: Eukaryota; Viridiplantae; Streptophyta; Magnoliopsida; Malpighiales; Salicaceae. The record is from the annotation of a GenBank genome assembly.